Lycium ferocissimum is the source of this 957-nucleotide messenger RNA. RefSeq lists its product as uncharacterized. Gene Ontology annotation, molecular function: nucleic acid binding. Gene Ontology annotation, biological process: DNA integration. The record is from RefSeq and is a predicted model, not a curated record. The transcript is spliced from 5 exons. The coding region runs from base 1 to 957 and encodes 318 amino acids. NCBI's taxonomy places the organism in Eukaryota, Viridiplantae, Streptophyta, Magnoliopsida, Solanales, Solanaceae.
AUGGACUUUGUAGUUGGUCUUCCAAAGACGUUGGAAAAGUUUGACUCUAUCGGGGUUAUUGUUGACAGGUUGACUAAGUCUACCCACUUUAUUCCGGUGAAGAUAACUUAUGAUGCGAAGAAAUUGGCUAAAAUCUACAUUCGUGAGGUGGCUAGGCUUCAUGGGGUUCCUAUCUCCAUUGUGUCCGACAGGGGCACAAUGUUCACAUCCAGAUUUUGGGAGUGUUUACAUGAGGAGUUGGGUACGAAGUUGGAUCUUAGUACAACAUUCCACCCACAAACUAACAGGCAGUCUGAGCCGACCAUUCAGGUCCUUGAAGAUAUGCUUCGUGCGUGUGUGAUAGAUUUUGGUGGGCAUUGGGACCAGUCUCCUAUUGGGUGGUUUGAUGUGUUUGAAGUGAGACCUUGGGGCACUGAUCUUCUGAGGAAGUCCCUUGAGAAGGUGAAGGUGAUCCAAGCAAAGCUUCUAGCAGCCCAGAGUAGGCAGAAAGAGUAUGCGGACCGCAAGGGAAAGCUUAGCUCGAGGUACAUUGGGCCGUUUGAAAUCCUCAAGCGUGUGGGGGAGGUGGCUUAUAAGUUGGCUUUGCCUCUGGGUCUAUCAGGCGUUCAUCCGGUGUUUUAUGUUUCGAUGUUGAAGAGGUACCACAGAGAUGGUUCGUACAUAAUCCAAUGGGAUUCGAUUUUGUUAGAUGAGAAUUGGACUUAUGAGGAAGAGCCCGUUGCCAUCUUAGAUAGGGAUGUUCGCAAGUUGAGGUCCAAAGAAAUAUCCUCUAUAAAAGAUCAGUGGAAGAAUCAUCCGGUGGAGGAAGGUACUUGGAAGCAGAAUCUAAUAUGCUUAGCAAGUAUCCUCAGCUUUUCAUCAAGUCAGAGUUCCCCACAAGGACCUAGGGUGAAAUUCCAAGCUAAGGAAAGAAUACUCUUGAGAGGUUAUGGUGGUUAUCACUUAGUUAUCAUCUAA